This is a messenger RNA of Triticum urartu, 2700 nucleotides long. RefSeq lists its product as uncharacterized. The record is from RefSeq and is a predicted model, not a curated record. Gene Ontology annotation, molecular function: protein binding. Lineage: Eukaryota; Viridiplantae; Streptophyta; Magnoliopsida; Poales; Poaceae.
CCACCCCGACUCAGCCGCCGCAACCGCAUCUUUUUCCCCAUCCUCACCCCGACUCCCGACGGCCGACGGGCCAUCAUCCCGAUCUCCGUCCCUCCCUGCUCGGCACCCGCCACCCCCAUGGCGAUGAGGGCGCCGGUCGACGACGCCAUGGGCGCGGUCUUCAUGCGCCUGCCGGCGGACGACCCCAGGAGCCUCGCCCGCGCCGCCGCCGUCUGCAGGAGCUGGUGCGCCAUCCUCUCCGACCCCGGCUUCGCCCACGGCUACCGCGCGCUCCACGGGGGGCCGCCCAUGCUCGGCUUCCUCCACAACGAGUACCGCAACGGCAACCGCUUCGUCCCCACUUCGACCUUCCGCCGCCGGCCGUCCCAGGACCGCCCAGACUGCCAGGUCCUCGACUCCCGGCACGGCCUCGUCCUCCUCUACGCCCCUGCGUACGACCCCCCUUUUGAGGCCCGCGACCUCGUCACCGGCAACUGGUGGGACAUCGACGACGACCCCAAGUGCCGCGACAUCAUGCACUGGCCGGGCGACGGCCCCGACGACUUCUUCAGCGGGACUGGGAUACGCUGUAAUGCCACGGCGCUCUGCGCCAAAGAUCGAUGUGGCCAUCUCGACUGCCAUGGCGGCGGUCCUUUCCUCGUGGCCUUGGUGGGCUCUGUGGAGGAAGGAGGCAUUGCCCUCGCCACUGUCUACUCGUCGGAGACUUGUCAGUGGAGCGACAAGAUCUCUGUUCGGAGCCCGGGUUUGCACACUGACGACGGAGGGCACACUGCUGUGGUGGGAGAUAAGGUCUAUGUCCCCAGUUAUGAGUGUGACAGUCUCGUGGAGUUCAACAUUCGUGAGCAACAACUAUCUGUGAUCAAUGUGCCAGAGAACCUGGGCCAGGGAUUCCUUUACCUCAUCGGUGUGGAGGACGGCAUGCUGCUGUUUGCAUCCGUGCUCAAGCCUAGACUCUAUCUAUUGUCAAUGGAGGCUGGUCCUAGAGGAGCUGCGGCAUGGGCACGAUGCAGGGUCGUCGAGCUCGAGCCAUUGCUCCCUCCCCGUGCCCUCUUGGACAUGUCGGAGUCGAACAUCUGGGCGGUUGGUUUUGCGGAAGGGGUUAGCGUCAUCUUCCUCAGAACACCUGCUGGGUGUUACGCAAUUGACCUUAAUUCAGGCCGAGCCAACAAGGGCAUUGAAAAGGUCAUCACCCCCAUGGCGAUGCCGCUGAGUCCGCCGCCGCUGGUUGACGACGCCAUGCGCGCGGUCUUCAUGCGCCUCCCGGCGGACGACCCCAGGAGCCUCAUCCGCGCCGCCGCCGUCUGCAGGGGCUGGCGCGCCAUCCUCUCCGACCCCGGCUUCGCCCGCGGCUACCGCGCUCUCCACGGGGCGCCGCCCAUGCUGGGCUUCCUCCACAACGAAUACCGCAGGGGCAACCGCUUUGUCUCCACCUCGACCUUCCGCCGGACGGCAUCCCAUGACCACCGGGACUGCCACGUUCUUGAUUCCCGGCACGGCCUCGCCCUCCUCUACGCCCCUGGGUACCAUGCCCCCUUCGAUGUUUGCGACCUCGUCACCGAUAACUGGCGGGAGAUCGACGACGACCCCAAGUGCCACAACAUCAUGCACUGGCUGGGCGACGACCCCGACGACUAUUACAAUGGCAGCAUACACUGUAAUGCCACGGUGUUCUGCGCCAUAGACCGAUGUGACCACCUCGACUGCCAUGGUGGCCCUUUCCUCGUGGCCCUGGUGGGCUCUGCGGAUGAAGGAGACUCAUCGGAGACUCGUCAGUGGAGCGACAUGAUCUCCGUUCAGACCCCGGGUCUUCAAAUCGAUACCGGGGGGCGCACUGCUGUGGUGGGAAAUAAUAAGGUAUAUGUCCCCAAUUAUGAGGGUGACAGCGUCGUGGAGUACAACAUUCGUGAGCAACAACUGUCUGUGAUCAAGGCGCCAGAGAUCCUGGACCAGGGAUACCUUGACCUCCUGGGUGUGGAGGAUGGCAUGUUGCUGUUUGCGUCAGUGCGCAAGCCUAGACUCUAUCUAUGGUCAAUGGAGGCUGGUCCUGGAGGAGCUGCGGCAUGGACACGACGCAGGGUCGUCGAGCUCGAGCCGUUGCUCCCUCCUCGUGCCCUCUUGGACAUGUCGAGCUCGGAUGUGUGGACGGUUGGUUUUGCUGAAGGAGUUAGGGUAAUCUUCCUCAGAACUCCGGCUGGGUUGUACGCAGUUGAGCUUAAUUCAGGCCGAGCCAACAAGAUGGGUGAAUUUAGCAUUGAAAAGGUCAUGCCCUACACGAGGUUCUGCAUUGGAGCAUGGGGCCGGUUGCCGGCCUCCAAUGAAGCCCCACACGCAGUUGCUGGUGGUACGAUGAUGUAACCAAAUGGCGUCAAGAAAGAUGGAUCUCUCUACUUUUGCCUCCCAGAAAGACUUUGAAGAUGAGCUGCUGCUGCUGGCUGCGUUGGAUGGUUUGGUUAGGGUUAUUUACAAGAACAAGAGCUCUUUGUAUCUGCUACCUCUGUCUUUGUGUCUUCGUGUCAGGGGUCAUCCUCCUUUUCGGAAAAAAAAAGAACUUCUGUCUUCGUGUUUUAGGAGUAUGUCAUGCUAUGAAAUUCAAAUUUCAAAUACAGCCCAUGUCUUGACAAAGACAAGCUUGGUUUCAACCAGUGGUAUUAAUGUGGCUGGAUUUACAGCUUAUUAUGAUGAGUAAGGUGCUACUCAAAA